Pelagomonas calceolata is the source of this 567-nucleotide messenger RNA. Lineage: Eukaryota; Pelagophyceae; Pelagomonadales; Pelagomonadaceae. The record is from the annotation of a GenBank genome assembly.
CUAGCUUUCCACUUUAGGCACACACCCCUAGUCCUCCUCGUCCCCCACGUUGUCGACGUUCAGCGAGACGCCGUAGAUCGUCAGGACGACGUGCAUCUCGCCGUUCUCCCAGGGGAUGCAGACGAGGCCGUCCUUGGCCGCGUCCCAGUGCAUGGCCGCGCCCGUGUCCAUUCCCGCGCCGUUUUUUUGCAUGAUGAUCGUGGUCACGACGUACUUGAACGGCCUGUUGAGCCCCUGCAGCUCUUUCAGGAUCGUGUCCGUCAUGCUAUUCGUCCAAUCCCCGACUUUUUUCGCGUUGUAGGCGCAGUCGCCCAAGGUGCCCACGAUGGCAUUCUUGGCGAUGGUUUCAAUGUCCUCCUGGGGGAACUGGUCGUCCUCCAUCGCGCGGCGUCCGCGCGCGGGGCAGCCCUUUCACGCUGGAGAUAAAUGGGCAGCCCUUCCACGGAAGACAAAGGGCAGCCUGGACGUCCUCCGGAUACGUUAUCGGGGCACGCAGGACGAGCGCUGUGGCAACAAUGUACCGCUACGGGCGGGGGCGGCGCGUCUUUAGGCGUCGGGCGGCCGCUG